AUGUUUGUUAUGAGUUCCUCUUCAAUCCCUAAUGGAAUCUUCAUCAUCGAUGGGCAAGAACGAUAUGUUAACCCCGAAGGCGAUGUCGAAUCGAAUAAAAGCGAAAGGACUUCAAAAGCUUCGAUGGUAUUUCAGAUGUGUGAGAAACAAUGCCGAGACGAGAAUGGAUUCAAGUGUCAUUGUAUGAGCGAAUCUCACCAGCGUCAGAUGCAAGUUUUGGGUCAGAAUCCGACUCGUGUUGUUAAUGGUUACUCUCAAGAGUUCGAGCAGACGUUUCUCGAUCUGAUGCGGCGGAGCCACCGAUUCUCUCGUGUCGCCGCCACUGUUGUCUACAAUGAGUAUAUUAACGAUAGACUUCAUGUUCAUAUGAAUUCGACAAAGUGGGCAACUUUGACUGAGUUUAUAAAGUAUCUAGGGAAAACUGCUGAGGAGGAGAAGCAAGAGAGGGAGAUUCAGAAACAGAUUGAGAGAGCUUCUGCUGGUUGUGAAGGUAAAGACGUUGUGGUUGAUGAUGAUGAUAAUGAUGAUGAUGAGAAGAAGAAAGAUGAAGACUUUAGGUUGAAGAAGGUUGGGUUUGCUCUUGGUUUAGGUGUUAAAGAGAGAGGGGAAAGCUCGAAACUUGUGUUUGGGGAUGAAGAGAAUGACAAGGUUGAGAGAGGGGAUAAGAGGAAGAGAUCAGCUUUGGAUGAGUUGAUGAAGGAGGAAGAGAAGAAGAAGGAGAGGAUGAAUAGGAAAGACUACUGGUUGUUUGAAGGAAUCAUUGUGAAGGGUGUUGUGAAGAGAGUGAUUGAUAAGUAUGUUGGGGAGAUCGAGAUGCUUGAAUCUAAGCAUGUGUUGAGAGUUGAUCAGGUGGAGCUAAAGACUGUGCUUCCACAAAUAGGAGGGAUGGUGAAGAUAGUGAACGGGGCAUAUCGUGGUUCGAAUACAAGGUUGUUGGAUUUGGAUACGGAGAAGUUUUGUGCUAAAGUGCAGAUCGAGAAAGGUGUCUAUGAUGGAAGAGUCAUCAAGUCCAUUGAGUACGAGGACAUUUGCAAACUUGCUUAG
Arabidopsis thaliana (thale cress) is the source of this 1044-nucleotide messenger RNA. RefSeq names its product DNA/RNA-binding protein Kin17, conserved region. Bases 1 to 1044 code for a protein of 347 amino acids. The transcript is spliced from 3 exons. Lineage: Eukaryota; Viridiplantae; Streptophyta; Magnoliopsida; Brassicales; Brassicaceae. The record is from RefSeq and is marked reviewed. Gene Ontology annotation, cellular component: nucleus; cytoplasm.